CCAACAACGGGUGCGAGACAUAUAUCCCGGAUUUGGUGUUGACGUUGUGCCUUGAUGCUAACGUUGCCUAACGCUCGGUUUGAGUCCGCACAAAAUGCUAAAUUAACGACAUCUGCAGCGUUUCCACGGCGGAGAAGAAGUUCACAAAAGAGUGAAGCGUUAGAAGAAUUACGGCGAAAAUGCUCUCCUCUGUUGUUGCGAGAAGGCUGGUGGCAGGUGUGUGCCAGGCAGCCUGGAGACCAGCAGUCACAGGGCUGCCACCAUCUCGCGGUUACCGUGGAGACGCACAAGACGACACCAGGGGAGACAUGAUUGAGAUCCCUCUGCCACCGUGGGAUGAGCGGCCCGGCGAGCCCACUGACAUCAAGAAGCGGCGUCUGCUGUACGAGAGUCGCAAGAGGGGCAUGUUGGAGAACUGCAUACUGCUCAGCCUUUUUGCAAAGCGAUACCUGAACACAAUGAAUGAGAAUCAGCUGCAGCAGUACGACAGACUGAUUAAUGAACCAAGCAAUGACUGGGACAUCUACUACUGGGCCACAGAAGCUCAGCCCACCCCGGACGUUUACCAAGGAGAGAUCAUGGAUAUGCUGAAGGAGUUCACAAAGAACCGCAACCACGAGCAGAGGUUGGAUGCUCCCGGCUUGGAGUACCUGGAAAAGGAAAGCCAUUGAGGCCCAUCGCUCUCAGAGACUCAUGACAUAUCGGUGUCAUAACCCACCAGAAAAAAUGUUCAGAGCCACCAGACUUCUUUUUUCGGUUUUAAAAAUUAACUGGCAUUGAAAAUAUUUAGUACCACUAAAUAUUCUCUUCAUGAACGCCUCCAGCUUCUAUUUUCCCUGCCAACUCCAGUCAGUCGUAUAAUGGGGAAGAAGACUCCCGGAAGAUGAGGGAAGUUGGAUGAAGCGGAAAUGGAUGUAACACAAUAUUAGCAAAAGAAGAUUAUUGUAUAUUUGUGAUUCGAGGCUGUACAUUAAAUCUGAUGAACGUGUGAGAUGCAUAUAGAGUAAAUCAGCGCAUGGACCCGCACAUUAGUGUACCUCGUUGAAUUGUUAUGGUUGUGUUCAAUGAGUUUACUGUGCCUAUCAGACAUUAUUGAUUAUUUAAUAAAUGGUGAUGCUUUA
This is a messenger RNA of Gasterosteus aculeatus aculeatus (three-spined stickleback), 1121 nucleotides long. The record is from RefSeq and is a predicted model, not a curated record. Lineage: Eukaryota; Metazoa; Chordata; Actinopteri; Perciformes; Gasterosteidae.